Molecule: messenger RNA, 819 nt
Organism: Aspergillus wentii DTO 134E9
Lineage: Eukaryota; Fungi; Ascomycota; Eurotiomycetes; Eurotiales; Aspergillaceae
Product: mitochondrial 54S ribosomal protein mL43
Exons: 3
Coding region: 47-460 (137 amino acids)
Biological process (GO): mitochondrial translation
Cellular component (GO): mitochondrial large ribosomal subunit
Molecular function (GO): structural constituent of ribosome
Source: RefSeq, a predicted model, not a curated record
CGAACGUUGACUGGCAAUAACAGUGACCACGAAAUAGACAUCAGCAAUGCCUGUGCAAGGAAUCAAGACGGUCACCGCUGCCAGAAAUGGCGUGGGCGCCUUUAUCCUGCAAUGCAAGCGUUUGGAUUUCCACUACUGCGACUGGGCAGGUAGCUCAAGGGGCAUGGUUGCCUUCUUGAAACACGCUCUUCCGUCCUUCGCAAAAGCAAACCCCCAGAUCGAACUCCGAGUAUCUCCCCGACCACACAAGCACCCUAUGAUCAAGGGACACUAUAUCAAUGGAAAGGAAAAGGCAGUUUGCGUCCGGAACCUCGAGCCCGAACAAAUAUUCAAGAAGGCGAAUCUGCUUAAAGAGGCCAGUGGAGAGAAGCUGAAGCGCACCAAGAAGCCCGUCACGAGUAUCAACGAGAGCGUCAGAGGUAUCUGGUCCCCAUACCACGGCGACAUCAAGUCUGUGUAAAGACUGUUAUUAUAUAUGGGGCUAUUGCAAUGGUGUUGCAUUCGGGAUUUUGGACGCUGAAACCUUUUCAGCAUCUAAUGUAUUAUUGACAUGGUCGUUUAUCUUUUCAUCUUUCUGGGGAACCCAAAGUUUUUGCCGUUCAGGGAUUUGCAUUUACAUGUACAAAGGAAUCAAUUUCAAAGCUACAAGCAGUGGGUAUUAUAGCCCACUAAGAAACUUCAAUGCAUAUUCAGGAGUAAAAUGUAUGAUAAGAGUCAAAUAGAUAUAAAAUCUCAUACAGAUAAAUAAUGCCCUGUCAAAAUCAAUGCCAUCCGGGUAUCGAGUUAAUACAACAUAAAGCAACCAAAAAAAAAAAAAAA